AUGUUUCCACAAGGCCAUUUUUAUAUUUUGUCCAGAAAACACGGGUUUGCACUUGAUGUUUAUGAUGGACAAACAAAAGAAGAUGCCAACAUCAUUGUUUGGCCUCAAAAGUUUCAAGACAGUGAUAACCAAUUAUGGUCAUUUGAUCAUGGCCGUCUAAUCAAUAAGAAAUCGGGUCAUGCUUUGGAUAUUAGUUCAAGUGCUUUUAGAAAAGACAAAAUCAUUGUUCAGAAAAAGAUGAAAGCCAAUAAACAAUCACAAGAAUGGAUUUAUGAUCAAGGCUUUAUUUGCUCCAAGGAAUACCCAAGUCUUGUACUCGAUAUCAGAGGUGAUAGUGCUAAAGGAGGUGCCCAAGUCUUGUUAUAUAAGCGUAAAGACACAGACAACUUGAAUCAACUAUGGCAAUUUGAACCCUAUCAACAAUUUGAAGGUGCACUUAAUUUGGCUGCUACUUCACUUCCUCUGCAUAAGAAAGAAGGAUUUGGUCAGCCUAGACUAGGUUAUGGUGCAGAACCUGGUGUACCACCUGAAUUAAAGCAAAUACCUGAACAUAGCAAGAUUGCUGGUGUAGGCAAUAACACAGUUCCUUCUUCCACUACCAAUGGUCCUGGCGAUUCUCGUCAUGAUCCUGUUUUGGCACAAUAUGGAUCCUUCUAUGGUGGUACACCUACUUCCCCUCCACCUGCUCAACCAGGCCAUGCUCCUCCUUUACCGCCCAAGAAUGCUAGCGCAGGUUAUCAUCAUCCUCCUCCUCCUCCUCCUCCAUCUGCUUUUCCUGAACCAAUUCCUGCUUCCAGCGUGCCCAACUCGACCUAUCCUCCACCUACUGGCUACCCUUCAUCUACUGGUGGUGGUGGUUAUCCUCCUAGUUCGCCUUCUAAUUAUCCUCAACCAGGCGGUUUCUCUACUUAUCCACCUAUAUCGCCUUCUCAUUCUUCUCAUGACUAUCCUCAUCCUGCCUACCCGCCCAGUAACAACAACACAGGUUAUCCUCCUCCUCCUCUUUCCUCUUCUUCUUCAUCUGGUUAUCCUCCCUCUCAACCAUAUCCUCCACCUUCAUUAACAGAAGGCUAUCCUCCUCCUUCUUCAUCCACGGAAGGUUAUCCUCCUCCAUCGAAUCAACAUGGCUAUCCUCCACCCCCAUCCACAGAAGGCUAUCCAUCAAAUCAACACGGUUAUCCUCCCCCAUUGUCUAACAGACAAGAACCCUAUGGCUAUCCUCCCAAUUACCAAUAA
Gilbertella persicaria is the source of this 1236-nucleotide messenger RNA. RefSeq names its product ricin B lectin domain-containing protein. Bases 1 to 1236 code for a protein of 411 amino acids. The transcript has 7 exons. The record is from RefSeq and is a predicted model, not a curated record. Lineage: Eukaryota; Fungi; Mucoromycota; Mucoromycetes; Mucorales; Choanephoraceae.